Molecule: messenger RNA, 2208 nt
Organism: Antechinus flavipes (yellow-footed antechinus)
Lineage: Eukaryota; Metazoa; Chordata; Mammalia; Dasyuromorphia; Dasyuridae
Gene: ZP2
Product: zona pellucida glycoprotein 2
Exons: 18
Coding region: 38-2188 (716 amino acids)
Biological process (GO): binding of sperm to zona pellucida; prevention of polyspermy
Cellular component (GO): egg coat
Molecular function (GO): acrosin binding; structural constituent of egg coat
Source: RefSeq, a predicted model, not a curated record
GGCUUGUGAGCUGAGCCUUCACAGUUUUCUCUGAACAAUGGGGAGAAGGGUAUUUGGAGUUGGACUGAAUAGGUCCCCUAAAGGGACAUGCCUAGGCCCACACUUUCCCUGGCUCUUGAUCCUUGGGACUCUGGUAACCUCUGUAGUUGCUGGUAACUUCUCAACUACCAGCUUCCCAGGCACAGUCACUUGCUAUGAUGAUGAAAUAAAGAUUGGAUUUCCCGAAGAUCUUGACAGCAAGUCUUGGCAAGCAUACCUAGUUGAUUCCUUUGGUAACAAAAUCUUGAAUUGUACUCAUAUUAUGAAUUCAAAUAAUCUCACCUUGAGAGCCAUGUAUAAGAACUGUGCUGAAAUGGUGCAUGGUAUGUAUCAAGUGAACCUCAAAUUCCUGCCCAAUGGUACUGUGAACCACCAGGUUGUAACCUACCGGCUCAGCUGUCCUGCCACUCAAGCUGAUGAGGUUAUAGGUGAAACUUUAGCAGCCACAAACUGUACCAAGGAGUUCAUGUCUGUCUCAUUUCCACAAAUCCUACCCAGUUUUGAUGACGAGACCAUGGAUAGGGAACCUCAGGUAUCUUGGACUCUCAUUGUGGGUGAGAGUCCCAGAAGGCAAAGGCUUACGCUUCAGGAAGCCAUGCAACAGGGCUACAGUUUUAUCAUUGACAACAGCAAGAUCAUCUUGCGAGUUUCCUUUGAUGCUGUUGGAGUCUCCCACUAUGAGCAAGAAAAUAAUCACCUGUAUACUGUGGCUCUUGAGCUUACCUAUGGGCCUCCUGAACAAAGGCUUAGUCUUUCAUCCCGAAUGAUUUGCAUAUUAGGUCCAGCCACCUGUAAUUCAACACAUCUGACUCUUUUUAUACCAGAGUUUCCAGGGGCAUUGAUAGCCAUAAACGUAGACAGUCAUAAUGUCCCCAUGAAUAUGUCAAAGACCAGUGGCAUUGCUCUAGAGUCAAAUGGCUCAAGGCUACACUUCAACAAAAGGAUUCUGAAAUCUAAAAUGUCUGAGAAUGAGGCAGAUAUUCAGUUUUACUUACCUUCAGUCAAGCUGACUUUUCAGUAUUCUGGGGAGAUGGUAUCUGUGAUCCUCUAUCCCGAGUCCUGUGAGUCACCAGUUUCAGUAGUUGUUGAUGGCACAUGUACCCCGGAUGGCUUUAUGAACUUUGAAGUCUACAGCCACCAAACAAAGCCAACCUUGAACCUAGACACUCUCCAAGUGAGAGAUACAUCCUGCCAGUGGGCCUUUAAGGAUCCCUCUCAAGAGAUGGUUCGAUUUCACAUACCUCUGAAUGGGUGUGGAACAAGAGCAAAGUUUGAAGGAGACCAAGUCAUCUAUGAAAAUGAAAUACAUGCUCUUUGGGCAGAUCUCCCCCCAAGCAAAAUUACUAGAGACAGUGAAUUUAGUCUGACAGUGAGAUGUUUCUACAGCAGCACCGAUAUCUUGGUCAGAACGAAUAUCAGUAAUCCUCCUUCUCCAGUGGCUUCAGUGAAACCAGGACCACUUUCCUUAAUCCUACAAAUCUAUCCAGAUGAGACUUAUCUCCAUCCUUAUAAGGAUGAUCAGUACCCUAUAGUGAAAUACCUACGUCAACCAAUUUAUAUGGAAGUUCAAGUUCAAAACAGAAAUGAUCCAAACCUCAAACUAGUCUUGGAUGACUGCUGGGCAACAGCAUCAGUGGACCCUGCCUCUCUUCCACGAUGGAAUGUGAUUGUGGAUGGCUGUGAUUAUAUACUAGACAACUACCGUACAAAAUUCCACAAUGUAGGUUCUGUGAACUAUCCUAAUCACUACCGAAGGUUUGAAGUGACAACUUUUGCCUUCGUAUCUCAGGGCCAAGCUCUCUCUAACCUGAUCUAUUUCCACUGCAGUGUCUUGCUCUGUGAUCGGUUCUAUCCAGAUUCUCCUUUGUGUUCAGUGACUUGUCCCGCAUCAUCUAGGAUGAAAAGAGAUAUCAUUGCAGAAAAGUCUACAAUAACAAGUCUUCCUGGACCUGUCAUCUUGUUAUCAGAUCAGGUCCCCUCAUUGAGAGGACCUACAGACACUAAAAGGCCUUGGUAUGAAGGAACAAGUAUUGCUCUUCAAGUAGGGUCUAUUAUAAUAGCAGAGAUAUUUGUUGUGGCAGUAAUUUGUCUAGUUAAAUGCAUACCAAGCAGGACAAAAAGAUGUGAGUUAACAAAUGAUCUUGCUUAAUAAAGUUAGUCAAGUAACAA